AUGGUCGCACAAGUUCAAAAACAAGCUCCAACUUUCAAGAAAACUGCCGUCGUCGAUGGUAUCUUCGAAGAAAUUUCCUUAGAACAAUACAAAGGUAAAUAUGUUGUCUUAGCAUUCGUCCCAUUAGCCUUCAGUUUCGUAUGCCCAACUGAAAUUGUUGCCUUUUCUGACGCUUCUAAAAGAUUCGAAGAACAAAAUGCUCAACUUUUAUUCGCUUCAACUGAUUCUGAAUAUUCCCUCUUGGCAUGGACUAACGUCCCAAGAAGUGAAGGUGGUCUAGGUCCAGUCAAUAUCCCAUUGCUCGCUGAUACAAAUCAUUCUUUAUCAAGAGAUUACGGUGUAUUGAUUGAAGAAGAAGGUAUUGCUUUAAGAGGUCUAUUCAUUAUUGAUCCACUAGGUAAAAUUAGACAUAUUACUAUUAACGAUUUAUCCGUAGGUAGAAAUGUGGAAGAAGCUUUAAGAUUGGUCGAGGGGUUCAACUGGACUGAUAAAAAUGGUACUGUCUUACCUUGUAAUUGGACUCCAGGUUCUGCUACUAUUAAACCGGAUGUAGAUGCCUCCAAGGAAUACUUUAGUGAAGCUAACAAAUAA
Naumovozyma dairenensis CBS 421 is the source of this 591-nucleotide messenger RNA. It is a transcript of the gene TSA2, whose product is annotated as thioredoxin peroxidase TSA2. The coding region runs from base 1 to 591 and encodes 196 amino acids. The transcript has a single exon. Gene Ontology annotation, molecular function: thioredoxin peroxidase activity. Gene Ontology annotation, biological process: hydrogen peroxide catabolic process; cell redox homeostasis; response to oxidative stress. NCBI's taxonomy places the organism in Eukaryota, Fungi, Ascomycota, Saccharomycetes, Saccharomycetales, Saccharomycetaceae. The record is from RefSeq and is a predicted model, not a curated record. Gene Ontology annotation, cellular component: cytosol.